AGAGAACUGAACUGAUCUGACUGAACAUGGACAGAUGCUUCAUACUGAUUCUCAUUCUGGGAACAGGUUUGGUGGCUGGAGACAACAUUGAGCCAGAUAAAGGGACAGAAAAAACCUCUAAAGAAACCGAAACUGUCAAAUUGAGCUGUUCAUACAGUACCAGUAGUGAAUAUGUUCGGCUUUACUGGUACAGACAGUAUCCUAAUGGAGAACCACAGUAUUUAUUACUCAAAGGUGCUCGAUCACGUAGUUCUGAUCAACACACCUCUGAUCGUCGAUUUCAGUCGACUACAUCAAGCACAUCCACUGAACUCACUAUUACUGAUGCACGUCUGUCAGAUUCAGCUCUCUAUUAUUGUGCUCUAAGAAUCGGCCAGGCCCAACUCUCCACCAACCACAACGCUCCACAUCACCAGAAUGUCACGGCUGUGGACAAAAUUGAGCCAAACAGAAGGACCAAUAUCAUCAAAGAGACUGUAACUCUGAGCUGCUCUUAUGAGUCAGACAGUGAAUAUAGAGCAAAUCACCUUCCUAGAUACAUCCUGAGGAGAGACAAGUUUGGAAUUGGAGAAAAUGGCACUGAGUUUCACGAGAGAUUUCACUCUGAAUUUUCAUCAGAUUCAGUUCCACUGACAAUCCAUGAUGUGCGUGUGUCUGACUCUGCUGUGUACUACUGUGCUCUGAAGCCCACACUAUCUCAGUACACGGAAGAUGAGAGUGCGCGGCCGAUCGGAGCCUCUCCCUCCGUCAUACACGCGGUGCGCCCGGUCAAUCUCAAUGUCACGGCCCCUCAAGGAAGGAAUCCACUUGGGAAGAUGAACUCUGAGGAAACCAGCCGCGUCGGAUCCCUCAGCCCCCUCUGGCAGCCCCACCAGUUGUACUUUGUUCCUCCUGCACCUGUCCUCCAUAUCUGUCAUCUUCUCUCUGCUGUCUUUGGAAAUGUAAUUAAACCAAACAAAACCGAUAUUGUUUAUGAGGAGGAUUCAAAUGUUACAUUGACCUGUAGUCAUUCCCCUGGAGCUUCAGAUACUCUCUACUGGUACCGUCAGUAUGGAAGAUCAAAACCUGAAUUUCUUGUACUCACCUACGGUAGUGCAAAAGAAGCUCAGCGGUCUGAUGUAGAUCCAAGAUUUUCUGUUAAACUUGAAAAAAGGGAAAAAAAACACGUGGAUCUGGAGAUCUCUUCUGCUGCUGUAUCAGACUCUGCUCUGUACUACUGUGCUCUGCAGCCCACAGUGACAGGAAACACAUCAGCUCUCUACAAAAACCUGUUACAGUGAGAGACAAGAGAGAAACACAGAGACAGAGAUGAAGACGGAGAGAAAGAAGCUGUAACUGAUCAUUACAAUAUUAUGUGUCAGAAAAAUAAUAGAAUAGAAAAAUCACAGGUUUGGUGGCUGGAGACAACACUGAACCAGAUAAAGGGACAGAAAAAGCCUCUAAAGAAACAAACUGUCAAGCUGAGCUGCUCAUAUAGUACAAAUAGUGAAUAUGUUUAUCUUUACUGGUACAGACACUAUCAGAGAACUGCAACUGUAUUUAUCACGCAAAGGUGCACGAUCAUAAUACACCUCUGCUCUUCAGUUUCAGUCGACUACAUCACAAACAUCCACUGAACUCACUAUUACUGAAUACUGAUGCACGUCUGUCAGAUUCAGCUCUCUAUUAUUGUGCUCUAAGAGUAGGAGCCCAGUGAUACAAAACAUGAGACAUGUCGUACAAAAAUGAAGCUCUUUUCACUUUGAAUAUAUCUAGUGAAAACCACAAUCAAAACCAGAAUCUGUUAUAAUAAUAUAUGUGGUUACACCUGUCAGAGGUUAAAUUUGGCCUUUUAUAAAACUUAAAAAUACGUACAGAAUAUCAUGUUCCAUGUGGUUACUUCAGUGCACAAAUGCAUGUCUUGAAAAAAGUCAAAUGUUUGUCAUCAUUUACUCACCCUCAUGUCGUUCCAAACCUGUAUGAAUUACUUUUUAUGUUGAACAUUAAAGAUGAU
Messenger RNA from Onychostoma macrolepis, 1993 nucleotides. RefSeq lists its product as uncharacterized. The record is from RefSeq and is a predicted model, not a curated record. The coding region runs from base 27 to 1280 and encodes 417 amino acids. Lineage: Eukaryota; Metazoa; Chordata; Actinopteri; Cypriniformes; Cyprinidae. The transcript has 8 exons.